CAGAAAUGUCUGAAGAAAAAUUAAAUGACUUAACAGGAGCGUUGUCCUUGGCAACAGAUGCUAUCCCGAUGUCACCAAGACAAUCACCUGAAAGUAGUAGACAGUCUGUGAUACCGGGACAAAAUGAUCAGAUACAUGAUGAGCGGACAAACACAGGAACAGAGGUGCAGCCAACGGAAUCCUUAGAAAAUAUACCUGACCCACCAACUGACUGGAACUUUAAUAUUUUACUAAACAACAUAGGAGAGAGUCUAUUAGCUGAAGAUCUAAGCAAAAUGAAGUGUCUUUUUGAAGGUGAGGGUGGAAUAGGCAAAAGCGUCCUUGAAAAAAUUAAAUCACCACAAGACCUUUUUCGAAUAUUACGAACACGUGGUUACAUCAGUCGUGACAACCUCUUGUAUCUUCAAGGGAUCCUUUACUUGGCAGGGAGGAGAGAUCUUAUUGAAGAUGCAGUGGAAUAUUCUAAAACAAUUGGAAACGUUUUGCAUUUGUAUGCGCCAUCGUAUCAACCAGAAAAUGGUUACAGAUUCGUAAAAUUCCAUGUGGCUGGUAGAAACUUCAGAAAUUAUUCAAGGAAAGAAGUAGAGCUUCUGCGUUGUAGAGUACAGAAGCUGCUCUUUGUGCCAGAGAAGUUUAUCAUUAUAAGUGGAAUUGAACCAUCCUCAAGCUUAGUUAUCACAUUUAUGAUACCCGAGAUGUAUGUAGAAAUACUGCAAGGUUUGCUAGUGGAAGGUGAUGACCUUGUCGAUCUACAGGAGAAUGGUGUCGAUAUUAUUGAAAUAGAUGGAAGAGUUUACAAUAUCAAAGGUACCAGCGAGAGUCUCUGUGUGGAAACGGACCAGCAAAUCAAGUUGUCAAAUGUUUACGAGCAACUUCCGAGGGAUCUACUUUUCAGAUUUUAUUUACUUCACAACAGCGGGUGUUAAGUGCUGUGUGGCGGCCGUUAAAAGUCGCCCCGACUUCAUCUCAGUGUUGUUAUAUUUUCUGGUCCUUCGGGAUCAUUGAUUUCAACUCAUUUAGAUUUGAAGAUUGAAUACUGCUUAAGCCGGUGCUAGGGGGCGUGGGCAGUGUUGCAUUUUCCAUUACUGCUCAUGAACAGACUCAAUCAAACCUAGUCUGCAAUUUUCACUGUUCGCCUUGUUAUCGACGCUUCCGAGGGAUCUACUUUUCAGAUUUUAUUCAACAGACCAAAGUACGCCUUGACAGUAGUGAAAUGGCAUGCAUUGACCUUUCGCGUCAGAUCAAUUACCUUCAGUCCAACAUAGACACAGCGGAAGAGAAACUAUGCAAAGUUGAGACAGAAUUGGACUCUCUAAAAAAAAGUAGUUUCAAUGUCAAGAGAUGAAACACAACCCGCGUCCCUAAAAGAACUUACCAGUCUGAAAGAAUUUACUGAAGCUUUACAUCAAAUUAAUAUAGAAACGGUCGACAAGAAAGCAGUUCAAAGGUUGAUUAAUGCCUCUGUAAAUAUAGUAUCUACAAGAAUGAGGGAAGGUCACAGGAUACAAGAACAAAGUUUACUGCUCGAUUUGCAGAACAUGCAGUCACAACUUAUCCCCCUGAUGUUUGAGCUUGAACAACACAGAUUUUUAACGGAUUUGAGCCACAUCGAUAAAUCUGUGCUCGACGGAUUGCAGUUGCUGUUACAAUCUCUCAAAGCGCCAACACAAAUUUCCCUGACACCGCAUGGACUACAGAUGUUGAAAAAGAUCAGCAGUAAACUCCGCUAUAAAGAAAAAGAAAAGCUUAGACAGAAAUAUCAAUGGACUCCAGAUGGCAAAAUUGAGAAAUCUAUGGCAGAAGACCCAAACCUAUUUCUUGCAUGUCUCUACCAUAAGGAAAUAGAAAGAACAAGAUUAUAUAUCCAUUGCCAAAGCUUUGUAGCAGAGUGCCUAACCGAAGUUGGCAGAGAAGACUUGAAAAAGUUUCUGGAGCCCAAACCGCAACCGAACCCACCGAAUCCACCGAGCCCACGCUACUUUACCGAGGCAAGACAAAAGGCAGAUCCUUCACAAGGUCAGAAUAGUCAACAACAUCAUAAGCAGCAACAGGCACAAAGGCAAGAGACACCACAGUUUCAGCCACAAUAUCAAGAUCAAUCUGUUCUUAUCACAAGAAUGGCACAACAAAUACAAGAGAUGUACAACACCUUGCAGACAAAACAGAAUCUGUUCGCACUAAAUUUGAUGACUGGAAAACCCCGAGCUUUCCUAUUUCACCACAAGCGUUUCAAAAUACACAGCAAAUUUAAAAUGUCAUUGGUCGUUAUUAUUCUCGCUAUUUUUAAAUAUUGUUCGAAUAUUCAAAUUUUCAGAUACCCGAUCCUUGUCAGAUCAUUAACAUAAAAUUAUCUAACUUAAAGGAAGUUAUCGCUUGGUAGAAUUGAAUUCUGUUUUACAAGAAUAUUGUUAGAAGUCGAGGCCUCUUAUCACACAAGUAAAAAAAAUAUAAAUUGGCUCCAGUGACUUGCUGCUUGUAAUUACUACUGAAGUGUACACAGAAUUUAAGUGAUUUCCAUCUAAUAACAACAAUGUUAAAGUAUUCAAUAUAUUCCAAUUUCAUUUUGAUAUGCGUGGCCGGCCAACCUAGUUCCCUUUCUUAAGGUUGAAAUGUUUAUUGAUGUUUAUGAUAAAGAUUAUGUCCUAUAAAUUAUAUAAAUUGAGCGUAACACUCCUGUCACCGUAACUAUGCUAUUAUAGCUUUAUUGUCGAGCUCGCUUGCGGUCAGCUCGACUUAGUCGCCACUUUUGGCGGUGCAAUAUAUGCUCGUGCGUGCGUCCGUCCGUGCGUGCGUGCGUCCGAUUUUGUCCGGACCAUAACUUUGCCAUGCAUGGACCAAUCUUGUUUAUAUUUGGCAUGUAUGUUAACCUUAAUGAGAGGGCGUGUCACGUGCAAACCCCAUGUUCCUAUCUCAAAGGUCAAGAUCACAGUUGGAUGUCAAAGGUCAAAUUGAAGUUUUUGCGGAGCAUUUCUUCUUCAUGCGCGGUGGGAUUUUGAUGUAACUUGACAUGAAUGUUGACCAUUAUGAGGAGUGUCAUGCGCAAAAACCAGGCCCCUAGGUCUAAGGUCAAGGUCACACUUGACAGCUGGAGGGAUCAAUAACCUGCCCGGGGGCAUACUUGUUAAGUUUAGUAGUAUGUUAUGAAAACACAUAAAUAUUUGGUAAAUAAGCAAUAUCUUUACCAUACCUGCCCAUUACAUAUUCUGUCGUGCUUUCCAGUAGGAUUGGACACAUUAAUUUAUUUUAAAAAUGAAAAAUGAAAAUGCCAUUAUUAAAGAAAUGAAAAUAAACAGCUACUGAAAACUACGUUUCACCUAGUUAUGUAAAGUUUCAGCACAAUGCAUCAAAAAGAAGAUAUGCACCAGUUUUUUAAUUUAUAUUGAGUUUUAAAAGGCGCUGAACUGUCCUAAAGUGUUGCACAUUUAUGCAGUCAUUUUCUAGGUAUUUCAAUUACAUUUUAUAAGAAAAAUACUUCCAAUUUUUCAAAAUCUUACUUCCUUUCUUAAGGUAAUAUCUUUUUCAAAAUAUAAAGAACUUAACUGAAUUAAAGAUUUUAUACAAGUGUUACCUACUUUUUCUUUUUUGAUGCCAGAAAAGAUGUAAACAAAAUGGAAAACACUACUUCGAACAAAGGAAUAUGUUUCAGAAUACAUAUUUCAGGAACGUUUUAGUUACCUUCCCUUUAGUAGUAUUAGUUCCGAAAAUAUAUAAAAAGUGAAUAAGAAUUUCAUCACUUCCAUUGCGCAUGCGCAGCAAGCACUUUACGAUAAUGAUUUUUUUCUGCAAUAAUGAAAUACGUGCGAGGUAAUCCAUCAUCUUGUUUGCUGCUGUAUUGAUGAAAAUUGACAAUCAUGUCCAACCUCCUUUGUUACUAAAUGAAAGCAAACUUUCACAGCCAAAUAUGUUCGUUACGAACAAGUCACCAAAGAAAUCACGUGUGAAUUUCUGAAUUUCUAGAGACCGGCACUUCCUACAUUCAUUCGGCAGUCGUCAUAUUUGUUUACAUUAAAGCUCAAGGUCGUUGAAAUACUUACCUUUUCUAGAAUUCAAUGUACGAAUAACUUCAUUGACAAUUGUUUUAUAGAGUAGUAAUCGUUCAAUUUUCAUGUAAAACAACCCUUGCCUUUUAUUGUUUGGUGUUGUUUGAUUCUUUUUCUCAAAAUAUGGGUGUAAGCGUAAAGGAUACUUUUACCGACUAGUUAGAAGUUUUGUUCAGUAUUUGUUCAUAAUAGUAACGAAGCUAUGUUGUGAGCGAUUCAAAUUAGAUUUAGUCUUGAUACCAGAUUAUGGUGGCGCAUUUAUCAGAUCAUGUGCCGAGAAACAGUAAUGCUAACAAGUGCACGCCUUGACAAAUGGAAUAUCGCUUGACAAAAAUGCGCAAUUUGAGUAAAUUGUGUACCAAAGCAUUUGAAGAAAAAAAAAAGAAAAGAAAAACUUGCGAAUACAAAGCCCUUUUCUGUAGUUAUCAGUUUUUGUCAGAUACUUCUUCUUUCAGUACGAGAUUUUGACAAAACAACACAUUUAGUAAAUUAUUCCACUCAAAUAAAUCUUGUAAAUGACCUUGAACUAAAUACGCAUCAAUGUUUGAUGUUGUAAUUCUUUAAUGUCAUAAAUUGUUAAUUCAAACAGAAAAACGAAAACUACAUAUCACAUCCCAGGUAUGCAUUGUAACAUUUGACAUGAUGUGCACUUUAAAUGAUUUUUUUUGUAAACUGAUCAAUAUAUUUUCUACAACGGAGUAACAAUUCAAUUGCAGAAUUUAAUACUCUGUUUUACUAUUUUUCGCAAUAAAAAGCAUGUUUUGUGUUGUUGAUGCGUCGUUCAUAGUAGUACAUGUAGAGAAUAACAAGCUACUGUCUUUUGAUAUCAAUGUUAUCAGGCUGAUGCUGAUAUGGGCUGGAAGGGGUGAAGUUCACCGAACCCCUUCCGCCCAUAUCUGCCGAGCCUGAUAACAUUGAUAUCAAAAGACAGUAGUCUGAUAUUCUAUUUAUCAUGUAACUGAAAAAAAAAACAUUCUAAAUUUAGCGGUCUGGAGCGAGUUUACCCGGCGUGAUUGAGUACGCCGUGAGCGUGUAAAUCGAUAACGGUGUUACGGCCAAAACCAUCCUUCGCAAGGAUGUAGUUCUACAAGAAAUCCUCCGGAAAGGACCUGAUAAAAGAAAAAUAAAAACAUUUGGAUUGAGCUGAUCCGGUUAGGUGCUUAUUUUAUUCUUAAAAAUAAUUUAUUUGCGGAAGGAAUUACAUCAAUUUGUCAUGUGUUGCCGAAGCAGCAAGUGCUCCGAUAAAACUGGAAAAAUCUCUGUAAAUAGAAAAAUAGCAACAGUAACGAUCUGAUUCAUGGCAAUGUUCUUUAAUUAUUUGGAGCUGGAGGUAGGCCAUACAUAUUGAAAGCAUGUAUGUGAACGGUUGCACCGUACAACAGGGAAUUCAUAGGACCAGGCAUUGCGAACUGGGUGGGUACUGAACAUGUGUAGUAGGAACGUUUUGCUGAACUGUCGUGGAGGGCAUAGCCUCUAAAGAGGGAGAUGAAACACCAUUCUUAAUAUUGCUGUUACCAGUGUUUGAUAAUAUUUUGGAACACUCCUCUGGUUCUUAAUGGACAUUUCAGAGUAAAUUAAAAUGCUUUG
Mercenaria mercenaria is the source of this 5627-nucleotide messenger RNA. RefSeq lists its product as uncharacterized. Bases 6 to 926 code for a protein of 306 amino acids. Lineage: Eukaryota; Metazoa; Mollusca; Bivalvia; Venerida; Veneridae. Gene Ontology annotation, biological process: regulation of apoptotic process. The record is from RefSeq and is a predicted model, not a curated record. Gene Ontology annotation, molecular function: protein binding. The transcript has 6 exons.